Molecule: messenger RNA, 929 nt
Organism: Diabrotica virgifera virgifera (western corn rootworm)
Lineage: Eukaryota; Metazoa; Arthropoda; Insecta; Coleoptera; Chrysomelidae
Exons: 3
Coding region: 100-840 (246 amino acids)
Source: RefSeq, a predicted model, not a curated record
CGGCUAGCAUUACAUGUCCAUGUAAGUGCAUGUAUUUGAUGCCAGUAUAGUGCUAACAUUCAGUGUACUUCAACCAAAUUAUUAUAUUACCAACAAAUAAUGAUAAUGAAAAUCAUUUACGUUAUACUUGGAAUAAUCUUUCUGGGGUGUGUAGAGUGUAAAAAACUGCCUUCAUUUGUGGAACAAUGUUACUACGAUCAAUCUAUGGAAGAGUGUAUCAUAAGAAAUAUAAAUAAAUUAAAACCUCAGUUUAAGAACGGCAUCCCAGAACUUGGAAUUCCUUCGCUAAAUCCAUUGAAAGCUCCAGGAGUUACUCUAGUAUCGGACCGAAACAUGAAGCUCGUAUUGAAAAAUGUAAAUAUAUAUAACAUCGACCAAUUCGAGUUGAAAGAUUUUAAGCAUUAUCGUCAUAAUCUGACUGACUAUUUUGAGUACUAUCUUCCCAAAAUUGAAUUGAGAUCGGAUUACAUCUUAAAAGGACAAUUUUUAUUGUUCAAUUUGGACACCAGCGGUAAAAGCUUUAUAACCCUUGAUGGUGUACAUGCCAAACAUUUCGUAAAAAUACAAAGAGUAAUGAAACAUGGAGAGCUAUACCUUAAAAUUAAUAAGACUGAAACCACAAUAGAAGUAGGUGAUAUACAUAUACAAUUCGAUGAUCUAUUCAAAAACAAUCCAGAGUUAUCCGAUAGUGCCAAUAAAUUGGUGUCAGAAAAUGCAAAAAGUUUAUUACCAGACAUGGAAAUGGUACCGAGAUUAUUUGCUGAAAUUGUAGGUUCUCUCUUAGAGAAAGUCUACAAUAAAUUUUCUUUAAAUGAACUUUUGCCUACAAGACCCCAGUAAGGUGUAAUAAACAUGUAUAUUAUGUAAUGUAUAUAACUUAUUUGUAAUAAAUAAUGCAAAUUACGGUAUUUAAUAAAUAUGACACAAUA